Anopheles darlingi is the source of this 779-nucleotide messenger RNA. It is a transcript of the gene Capa, whose product is annotated as cardio acceleratory peptide 2b. The record is from RefSeq and is a predicted model, not a curated record. The coding region runs from base 177 to 752 and encodes 191 amino acids. Lineage: Eukaryota; Metazoa; Arthropoda; Insecta; Diptera; Culicidae. The transcript has 2 exons.
UCCUGCAUCCAACGGCCACCGACACCGGCACAAAACAGGAAUCUCAAGAAAAAGAGAGAGAGAGACUCAACCGCUCGCCUGCAGCAGCAUCAGCAUUCAACCGCCCGUCAAAGAGCGCCACCAGUGAUCGAGCGCCAUCGCCAAGUGUCCGGUUCUGCACGUGACGCUAAAACGAUAUGUUGCUGCACGCCGUAGCAGUCGCCGGGAAGAUGCCGAUCUGCUUGUCGCUGACGUUGGUGCUGCUCCUUGCCAUGCACCAUUGCCGCGCUGAAGCAGCCGAGUUCGAGGGGCCGAGCAGCAGUAGCGCCGGCAGCAGUGGUGGACGCAGUAAGCGUGGUCCAACCGUCGGUCUGUUUGCGUUCCCGCGCGUUGGCCGCAGUGAUCCGACCGAGCUCGGUCUGGACGGUUGGGAAGCCCCGGUCGGUUCGCUCGACCUCACCGAUGACUACGGUACGGUGGCGGACGACUACCCGGCGAUCAAGGAGAGCAAACGCCAGGGAUUGGUACCGUUUCCGCGCGUUGGUCGCGCCGGUGCCAAGCAGGACCUGGUGAUGGCCGCCACCCGCUACUGGCAGGCCGCCCGGAAUCUGCAGCAACAGCAGCAACAGCAGCAACAGCAGCAACAGCAGAUGCUGCAGCCACAGCCCCAGGUCAUUAUCAAGCGUGCCAGCGGAUCCGGUGCCAACGGGGGCAUGUGGUUCGGACCGCGGCUGGGCAAACGGGCCACCAGCACCGGUGACCAGCAGCUGUAAAUGACCGCGAAGAUCGCGCGAGAAGCG